Molecule: messenger RNA, 1415 nt
Organism: Helicoverpa zea (corn earworm)
Lineage: Eukaryota; Metazoa; Arthropoda; Insecta; Lepidoptera; Noctuidae
Exons: 3
Coding region: 81-1316 (411 amino acids)
Source: RefSeq, a predicted model, not a curated record
GAAUACAGAUGGCAGCUGAGGAGAAUAUGGCAUUUGGCAGUGUCAAUUUGAAAGAAACAAUGAUUUGAAAGAAGUUCGUUAUGUGUUAUUUUCAGUGUGUAAAAUAUUAUUUGAUUAUUACUGCUAUUAUUUCAUUUACUAUUGUUUACUUUGUUAGAAAACGCAUACUAUCUGCUACAAUGUCAUUGUGUAACAGGGAUGAAUUGAGUGACGACGAGGUAUUCUUCGGAAAACUGACUCUCAAGGAACUCAAAAAACAUAUUUUGUGGGAUAAGCAACAACAAACAAUACAUGCUGCCAGUGCAACAAACAGCCCAAUAAAUUCAGAUGAUCACAAUGCAAGUUUGAAAAUCUUACAAGCGCACUCCCAACCCAACCUAUUACCUAAUAGAGAAAUUUCUAAUCUGGAUAUUUCUGAACUCAAUAAUUCUAGUUUUGACAAAAAAGCUGCUGAUGACAGUUUUAUUAAAAUGGAGAAUAUGGUCGCAAAGUUAUGUAUGUCGCCAAAAAAGAAUGAAAAGGCUGAAGAAGAAUUGAACAAUACGUUAGAAGUCAUCGAAUAUAUUUUAAAUAACCCACCUGCAAAAGUAGACAGGCCACUAGUGAAGACUGAAAAAGAUAUAGCAAAAAGUGAAAUUACAUCAGAUUUAUCUCCACAAAAAUUUGAUAAAAGGUCCUUAAAACCAGAUACAAAUAUAUCUCCGAAACCUCCUCAGAACACACCAAUCAAAGCUGCUAAUCAAACGCCUAAAAACAAAGAAGACCACUCAACUCCAAGGGAAACUAAACAUAAACCUAUUUUUAAAACACCCUCUCAACCCCUUUCAUUGAAAAAACCAUCUGCAACUUCUUUGAAGAAAACCCCUGGUCGCUCUAAUGCAUAUCAACAUAUAAGCAGCCCAGUAGCAUCUUACAUUAAAAACUGUCCAAUAGCACCUUUAGUGAAAGAUGUUCAUCCUAAAAAGCCUUUGCCUGGGACAUCCUCAAUCCCAAAAUUUGUGAAACAUGCACCACCAGCUAAACCAAGUAAUAAAGAAAAUGUCAAUUUGCCCUCAGUUGCAUACAAAAGUGCUAAAAAGACAAGAGUGAUUGAUAUGCCUGAUGAACAGAAACUGCCACAAUGUCAAUGGGCUAAGAAGAUAAUGUCAACUUUACCAAGACCCACUGUUAUGAAGCAUGAUCACAGGGAGUUGAAUUUAGCUAAGAAAAAAAUAAUGCCUCAACAAGAAGACAGUUUUGCUGAUCUUUCUUACCAUCAAGCUGAAGUAUCUGUUUGUACACAAAAAUCAGCAUUCAAGGCAAACAAGAACUUUUGAUUUAUGACAAGCAUAACAUAGACUUAUCAACUGAAUGUUAUGGUAAUAUUAUUAUGUAUUUUUUGUCUUUUCAAAAUAUAAUGCAGUGUCAAUUUUUAA